AAGGGAACUUUCUCUCUCUAAAACCAACCGACUGAAAGUCAAGUAGCUUCCACUUGGCCCCAAAGUAAUGCCCCUUUCAGGAACUAAACGUGUUUUCUCUAACCAUAAUUUUCCUUUUAUUAUUUAAUAUCUAAUGUUGUUAAUUUAAUUUGCCUUUAAUAAUCAGUUGAGUAACCGUCUUACUUUCCUUACACUUGUCACGCAACUUCCCCUUCCUUCUCUCUUCUCACUUCUCUCUCUUCACUCCUUAUAUAAAUAACUGUAAAUCCCACUCUCCCAAUUAUUCAUAUCUUCUUCUAUUUCUCUCUUCUCUCUCUCUAAAACAAUUUAUAUCUUUCUCUCUCUAGCUUCUUCUUCGGAAGUACUGUGUUUGUGUUUGUUAUUCUGAUAAGUGAUAAACAAAAAAAAAAAAAAAUAGAAAUGGCAAUGGAAGCUUUGAAUUCACCCACUGCUCGUACGGCGUCGUUUGACUUGGAUAAAGCCAGCCUCCGUUAUUUGGAGUCGUGGACGAAGGGCAAGCGGACCAAGCGCCACCGCAGCGUCGACGAGCCCCACCAGCCUACUGAAGAAGAGUAUUUGGCUCUUUGCCUUGUUAUGCUUGCCCGCGGCGGCGGCGCCGCGCACCCCAACACCACCAAGCACUCACAGAGACAAAUCACGCGUGUUGUUCCACCACCGCCGAUGACGAUGACGGCGGUAUCGGCUGAUCCUUCAUCGAAAUCUGUAUACAAGUGUUCCGUUUGUGGCAGGGGUUUCGGGUCUUACCAAGCACUGGGAGGGCACAAGGCCAGCCACCGCAAACUCGGCGGUGGUGGCGGCGGCGGUGGGGAUGAUCGCAACUCCACCCACUCCGCCACCACAACUACCUCCGCCACCGCCAGCGGCGGCGGCGCCAGGACACAUGAGUGCUCUAUAUGCCACAAGCGCUUCCCCACGGGGCAGGCACUGGGAGGGCACAAGCGCUGCCACUACGAGGGCGGUGCGCCGAGCGGCAACGGCGCCGGAGCAGGGAGCAGCGCGUUGACUUCGUCAACAUCAACUGUCACUCACAGGGAAUUCGACUUGAACCUGCCGGCUUUGCCGGAUUUCUGGCCGGGAUUCGGCUCCGGCAUCGAAGACGAAGUCGAGAGCCCGCAUCCGGCCAAAAAAUCCCGCCUUUCUCUGCCGGCGAAAUUGGAAUUGUUCUGAAGAAAAUUAGCAGAUUAUUAUAUAUUUUUUUUAAUCAGAAUUAGCAGAUUAUUGACUCUGGAAAUUCGAUGAUUGUGUAUUGGUUACGUUAUUGGUUGGUGCGGAUUAUUUUUUAUUUAUUUUUUUUUGGGUGAGAAUUCUUUGGUGUAAAUGGAAGUGAAACAAUAUUGUUUAAUUGAUUCAAUUAUUAUUUUAUUUUUUU
Molecule: messenger RNA, 1390 nt
Organism: Erythranthe guttata (spotted monkey flower)
Lineage: Eukaryota; Viridiplantae; Streptophyta; Magnoliopsida; Lamiales; Phrymaceae
Product: zinc finger protein ZAT10
Biological process (GO): regulation of DNA-templated transcription
Cellular component (GO): nucleus
Molecular function (GO): DNA-binding transcription factor activity; transcription cis-regulatory region binding
Source: RefSeq, a predicted model, not a curated record